CGACGGUCGCGGGCAAAGCAACAUGUCCGUCCAAUGAAACGUCAGGAACUACCGGCGAAUUUCGGCAAACUCGACCGUUCGGAUUAAAAGAACCAUGAAAUAAAUUUCGGGGUUGAAACGUGUGUCUCGGGCUUACGGGGAAGGCUUUCACCGAACUCGGGGAGUCGUCGCGGCACCGCGACACUCGAUGAAGAAGCUUCUAAUCAAACCUGCGAGCCGACGAAACUUUCGCGGAGCCGCUCUCUCUCUCCCACGAGAAACUUGGAAAAGUGCAUGUCCGGCCGAUUUCCAGCAAGUUCCCGCGAAACAUUCCCACGCACGCUGGUGAACGGCUCGGACGUGUCGGUGUUCCGCCUACCAUGAAAUCGAAGCUGACAUUUUCGAAAUUGUUCGUCGCGAUGACAAUGGAACCAUAAGGAUUACGAUGGAGACGACAAGCGAGGACAAAGCGAACCAAUCCGCCAGCAAACCGGCCCCGUUGAUUAACCUGGAAAAGAAGGAGAGCUCCGUGAAUCCGUACAAUCCGUACGAGCAGCCGGUCCCGGAGAGAAUGAACACGAAAUGUUCGGUUGCGGGGUCGGAUGACAAUGAGAUCAGCGCUGUUAACAGCCUGCCGCAACUCGACUGCGGCGCGUUCCCGAAAUCGUACAUGGACACGUGUUCCUGCUGCCCCCGGGAGAUGGACUUUGACAACAACUACCACUGCACAAACAGCAGUUACAGGAGCGUGGUCGUCAAAGACGGCGAUUGCUGCAAAGCACACUGGCUGAGACGAGAGGGUUACGAGAAAAUUAAGGCGACCGUCAACAAGGCUGUCAAGAGACACAAAAUAUUUCUGAUACGGGGCGAGCUGCCGAAACUGAAGGAAGCUCUGGAGAGGCGAGGCUGGGUUCAGAAAUACGAAGCCACAAAAACAAGAAACCUGCCUUACGGUAGCGUGGCCAGCCUGGAAGCGAGAUCAUUGGGUGAUCUGACCACUGCGGAUGGAACGUUAAACGAGAAAGCGGUGAUCUUCGCUUUAUUACGUCACAAAUCGCCGGACUUUAUAUGGGACUGCCGGAACGACUUCGUCGACUGGCACCGGAGCCUCGGCAGUAACACCCUGCUCAACAGAUAUCAGAAACCAUCCGUUUACACAUCCAAGUUAGGAAUGGCUCGCGUGCUGGAAGAGGCGCACUGGCUGUACGAGAAAGACGUGUCGAGCGUGCUGUUCCCUCGGAGCUACAACCUGAGCAGAGAGCCGAAACUCUUUCUCGAGGACUUUCGAGUGACCGCGGCCGCCGGCCUGUUGAAGUGGUUCGUCCAAAGAAUGCAAGACGAACGGGAGCUAGCGGCCGAGCACGGGCAACGUACGAUUCCGAUGAGUCGGUUGGAAUGCGCCAUAAAACGCUGCGAGGAAUUUAUCGCUUGCGCGAACCACCAAAACAUAGAUGAAGACUUUGUCGCGGAGCUUUCCGAGGAUGACUGGAAUUCCUUCUUGGACGAUUACACGACUGCCGUUCACGACGGCGGCGGAAUCGAGUACACGUCCGAGAAGAGCCGACACCAUUUACAAAGAUACUACGACGUGGCGAGGUCGACUCUAGCGAAACUGAAGGAAGUGGAUCCGCAGUACGAACUGAACGGGAUGAGGAACAUGUGGAUCCUGAAGCCGAGCGAGCUUUGUUGCGGCACCGGGAUAAGCAUAUCCCACAAUUUCAAAGAUAUAUUCCGCAAGGUAAAAUCCAGACCGAAGGAUUACUUCAUCGUGCAGAAAUACAUUGAGCGUCCGCUGUUGAUUCACGACACGAAGUUCGACAUAAGACAGUGGUACUUGGUCACCAGCACUUUUCCUCUCACCAUAUGGCUGUUCAAGGAGGGUCUGCUUCGGUUCAGCUCGAAGCCCUACACUUUCUCGACUUAUCACGAAGCGAUUCAUAUCUGCAAUACCGCCAUUCAAGAGAAGUACGACGAGGAGAGGCGGCGAAGGAGGAAACGCGGAUAUUCGGAGGAAGUCGUAAAAUCGGUUCGCGAUCAAGGAUGGGACUGCGAGAAGCUGAACGAAUAUUUAAAGCAAAUAGGUCUGGACGGCGAGCCGUACUACGACAGGAUCUACCCGAAGAUGGCCGAGGCCAUAGUUCUAACGAUGCUGGCAUCCCAGGAGCACAUGGACAGAAGGCGAUGCAGCUUCGAGCUGUACGGGGCAGAUUUCGUGGUGAUGGAGGACCUUUCCGUCUGGCUGAUCGAGAUCAACACGAAUCCCAGGAUGCACCCGCCCAGCUCGAGAAUUACCAAGCGCCUCUAUUCCAGUGUCCUCCAUAGCUUGGUUAAAGUGAUAAUGGACGUGCCUGUGAACGCGACGGCCGACACGGGCGGCUUCAGCCUCGUGUACAAGCAGAGCAUACCCGACUUUCGACCUUACCUCGGCCCCUGUCUGUUCGUCUUCGGCAAGUCGAUUACGUUGCAAGAGCACCCGCGGAAACGGGAGAAAAAGAAGGGCAAGCCGGGCAGCGGCUGGCCGAAACCGCCGCAACAGCAACACCAGCAACAGCACCGUGCAUGGACCGCUCCACCUAUGAUGCCACGCAUGAGAGAACCGCAAAUAGUUGACUUCAUCGACUACUUGAAUACCGCCCGUUGCACCGCGGCCAACUGAUACGAGCACUCGCAUUCGCACUUGUGCAGCCGUGCGGGCGCGCGCGCGUGCAUCGCUGCACUCGGCCGACCGUUUCCGGUCGAUAGUUGGUAAUCUAAAACGCGUGGAUUCGGUAAAACUCGGCCGAUCUACGCGACGCGACUCUGUUAAUUGGCAAACGAGAGAACACCAAUGAUAUCGCUUCGUGGCGCGGAUCUGUUUCGCGCGAAGACGCGAGCGAUCGCGUUUAACACCCUGGCACACUUCAAAAAUCGUCGUCCUAACAGCACUUCGUGGUCGUACGGUUUCUUCGAGUUGCCAAAAUCUGAUGGAAACGACGACGCGCUUUCUUCGAAUACAAGAUUUUGACGGAUAGAUCUUUGAAUAUGAUCGACUGCCGGAUCAUCGCGGUUCGAGCGGACGCUCGGACUUGCAAGGAACACCUGGUAAGUGUCCGCUUCUAAUUUCAAAUCGUUUUCAUACAUGUUGUAGCACUCGAUAUACUAAGCGACACGUGUUUCUGUUUAUACAUCGACGGUGAUUCGGUAGAAAGUGGUGAGAAACCACUUCCGAAAGUUUAGCGCGAGACAUUAAAAAUUAAGAGGUAUCACCCCUUUGUACCGAAUUACCGCCGAUAUAAAAAACAAAAAACACGCGCCGCUUAGUUUUUCGAGCACCACGACACAUGUGAAAACGGAUGAGAACGGAGGGGGACGCUUACCCGGUGCUCCUUGUUAAUCCCAAGCAAUUAGAAGCACAGCUGACUUGCUUUUUUUCCCGCGCGGUCGCAAGCUGGCCGGUGAAGAUCGCGUUAGUUUCAACUGCGGUGGCGAGGCAACGGCGAAUUUUGUUCCCGAGUUUGUCAGGGUUCGAGAACGUUGGUUGCUCGCUCGUAUUUCACCGGUUUUUGUUGGCCGGCACCAGCACGCUUUGCCUUUCCCCGGAAAAGUCGGCUGCACCGCGGUGUGUAAUUAAUGGCCGCGAGAUAGACGAAGUAAUUAACGUUGUCAUUAGGCGGUCGUCGUCGCUGCGUCGACGUUUCUUUCGGCAAGCUCCUGGCGGAAACGGCGGGCCGACUGAAUGCGCUCGCGGGAGAGUCGAUCAAGGGAACUCCUACUCGCUCUUGCCGCUCGCGCGCGAAACUCUUUCGCGCGGGCAGUUAGCACGACUCGUGCUGCUCGCGUCGACAGGCGUGGGUGCUUCGUUGAGUGGGGCAGGUCAGAGAGACCGCGGCCGCGAAAUAGCGCGAUCGAAGGAGGGGGCGAGAAAACAAGAAAGAGUAACGGCGGAGUGACGGCCUCGUGACACGGAUCAGAAACGAAGUCGGAAAGAUAAAGACAAUCGUUUUAUUGAUAUGUACAUACAAUAAAUUUAUUUACAAAUAAUACAAUAAAUUUAGACGUCGUAA
Molecule: messenger RNA, 4022 nt
Organism: Megalopta genalis
Lineage: Eukaryota; Metazoa; Arthropoda; Insecta; Hymenoptera; Halictidae
Product: tubulin glycylase 3A
Biological process (GO): protein polyglycylation; cilium assembly; cilium movement
Cellular component (GO): microtubule cytoskeleton; axoneme
Molecular function (GO): protein-glycine ligase activity, initiating
Source: RefSeq, a predicted model, not a curated record